Caenorhabditis elegans is the source of this 1757-nucleotide messenger RNA. It is a transcript of the gene inx-17, whose product is annotated as Innexin-17. The transcript has 4 exons. The coding region runs from base 61 to 861 and encodes 266 amino acids. NCBI's taxonomy places the organism in Eukaryota, Metazoa, Nematoda, Chromadorea, Rhabditida, Rhabditidae. Gene Ontology annotation, biological process: transmembrane transport. Gene Ontology annotation, cellular component: plasma membrane; gap junction. The record is from RefSeq and is marked reviewed.
AAUAUCUUUUCUUGUUUUUUUUAUCCUUUUCUGCCUUUUUCAACAUUUUAAACUCUUCAGAUGAAGAUCGAUACUGGGUUUUACUCCAAAACCAUCACACCUACUUAUGACUCUGAUGCAAUUGAUAGGCUUCGCUACUACUUCACAGUAUUUCUAUUAACUUCAAGUGCCUUUUUUAUAAUGGCAAAACAAUAUGUUGGACAAAGCAUCCAAUGCUGGGCUCCGAAACAAUUUAAAGGUGGAUGGGAAGAAUAUGCAGAAUCAUAUUGUCUAAUUGAGAAUACAUAUUAUGUACAUAUGAAUAAUUCAAAUCUACCAGGACCAGCUAUCCGGGAAAACAAAGAACUGAAAUAUUAUCAGUGGGUCCCGUUCAUCCUCUUUGGAUUGGCAGUGGUAAUUUAUAUUCCAAGAGUUAUUUGGAAUGCUCUUCAAUCUCUAAUUGGUAUCAAUAUCUCCAUAGUAACAUCGAAUCUUAGAAAAGUUGCAAAAAGUGGAUUUACAUCAGAAAAUCCGGAUAUUGAGAAGAAGAAAAAAGAGAUGCAGUGUAAAAAGAAGGCGACGAGUCGGCAAGUUGACGGUGAAUUCUGGGGAUCACGCCUAACCACUUGCAUAUUGGCAACAAAAUUUCUGGCAACAAUCUUGAUAUUUAUCUCAAUGGGAUUUUUGGAUUAUUUCAUGGGAUUGGGUCCGAUGUAUGGAUGGACAAUUACAAAAGAUAUAUUACAAGGACGACAAUGGCAAGAGAGUGGCUCAUUUCCGAGAGUAACUUUCUGUGAUUUUCAAGUUCGAGAACUUGGUUAUGUCAAUAAUUGGUCACUUCAGUGUGUUUUAAUGGUGAAUAUACGAAAUUUUAACUCCUGAAAACGGACAAAAAACGAAAUUUUGCUAUUUUUGGUCUCGACACGACAUAAUUGACGUGGUGUCAGGGUGUCUUAUGUCGGUUUGAUGAACGAUCUACGAGAUCUACGAGAAUUGCGGAAAUUCAGACGCAGAGUUCUCAAACUGAUUUUUGAAUAAAAAUUCCCGCAUUUUUUGUAGAACAAACUGUAUUGGGACAGCCUGACACCACGAGAAAAUAUUGUUAAAUGCUUAAAAAUACGCGUCUUUACUGUGAUUUCAAGCUCUCACAGCUUCCAAGUUUUCAUCGAAUUUUCAGAUACUAAAUAAAUACUUACGAUUUUUUUAAAGAAAAAUUUGAAGAAAAUUGCAAAAGAACGAAGUUGGGAUACACUACUGUAGUCUGUACUUUAAUCAGUGUCAAUCGUGUCACAUUCCAAUUAAAAAUAUAUAUUACAGGGUCUCGCCACGUUUUCAAAACUUUUCGUGAUGAGACCUCAUUGAAACAAUUUUUAGGUGAACAUGUUCAAUGAGAAGCUGUUCAUUGCGCUUUGGUGGUGGUACGCACUUUUGGCGAUUCUCUCGAUUUUCGACAUUUUCCGAGUGUUAUUCCGAUUUACAAUCCAUCAUCAAAUCUCUUUCAUCACGAGAAUUCUGGCAUGUACAGGUGAUUCUGCGAUCAGUGCAACAGAAGUUGGAGAGUUUAAUCGAAAAGUGUUACGAAUCGAUGGAAUCAACUUGACACAUUUGGUUUAUGCGAAUGCUACGAUUUUUGAAGCCGCUGAUUUUGUGAGGCCUAUGUGGGAGCAGUUUAAAGAAAACCAGAAUUAAGUGUUUUGACUGUUUAAAUUAUUGGAGUAUUUUCUUCAAAUGUAUUUUGAUCAAUUUUUUUUUCCUAUCCUCUUCGAAUAAAUAGAUUU